This is a messenger RNA of Dendroctonus ponderosae (mountain pine beetle), 1758 nucleotides long. Its product is annotated as SET and MYND domain-containing protein 4. Bases 138 to 1757 code for a protein of 539 amino acids. The transcript has 5 exons. NCBI's taxonomy places the organism in Eukaryota, Metazoa, Arthropoda, Insecta, Coleoptera, Curculionidae. Gene Ontology annotation, molecular function: protein binding. The record is from RefSeq and is a predicted model, not a curated record.
AUUAAAACUCAGAGACUCGCCAAUCAUUUUCCGGAGUCAGUAGCUUACGUAACUCGGUCUUACAAGUGCCCCUAGAUCCGAAGCUGGAUCGACUUUCAUCCAACAUUGCCAGAUAUAGUUGAUAACAGUUGGCCAUCAUGUUAUCACCGGGCGAAAUUGAAGAUCCCCAAAUAACCAGCGAACAAUUAUUGUCGCUCAAAAGCGACAUCCGCAUCAUCGACAUGCUAGAAGAGCUGGCGCACAAGCACUGCCCGUCCCAAUUCCAAGAUAUCGAGGCCGGAGGAAAAGUCUCCAAGUCCAACGAAAAAGCCCUCGCCUUUAGAGAUGAGGGCAGGAAAAUGCUGCGGCAGAAAAACUACAUAAAAGCCCUGCUGGCCUUCACUCAGAGCGUGUCGAAUGCCGAAGACCAGUCGGAAAUGUUGGGGCUGGCCUACGCUGGUCGAGCUGAGGUGUUGUUUGAACGAGGCUAUUUCACUGAAUGUAUACAGGACAUAGAGCGCGCGAUGCAGAACAAUUACCCUACAGACUUGCAGGCCAAGUUGUUGGAGAAAAAAACUCUAGCAGAGGAUCAGAAGCCGACUCAGCCCCCUAGGAGAUAUCACGACGACAUACCAACUCUGCCCCAUCCGAACCCCAAAAUUCCGUGUGCUUCCCAGCAGGUUGAUAUCCAGAAGGAUCAGUUUGGGGGGAAGCACAUAGUCGCCAACACUAACAUUGAAGCUGGGGAAAUCAUCGCAGUAGAAAAGCCAUAUGUGGUAGCAAUAGGAACCAAACCUUCCCAGCGAUAUUUGCAUUGUCACGAAUGUCUGGAACUUUGCUAUAAUCUCAUACCGUGCCCCAACUGUAGAACCACCCUGUACUGCAGCGACAAAUGCAAAAAUACUGCAAGGGAUUCAUACCAUUACAACGAGUGCGAUUUAUGCCAGUUCGACUUCAAUGAACUAUUGAGUGUAAAAACCGUCCUCAAGGGCUUGAAGCAGUUGAUCGAUGGAAGCGAAAAUGGCCAGUUUGAUGGCGCCGUUUACAAAUCAGAUCGAUACGAAGAAAUCCAGGAACUACAAACGAACAAGGAAAAACGAUCGGUGCGCGAUCUCUUCGAGGCAGCAAAUGAAGCCUGCAUUAUCGACCAUUUCCUGGCCAAAUACUCCGACUUUUUCUCCAAAACUCAAAUCUCGAGCGAACGCCUCAAGGAGCUGCUGUUCCACCACUACUUCAACACCACCCUCAAUAAAAUUUCGGUGGAAAAGACCAAGAAAAACUCCAUAGACACCGAGUUCCAUGAAGUGGCCGAGGCGAUUUAUGCCUUUUCCAGCCUGCUGAACCAUCAUUGUUAUGGAAACGUUACUCCGGUCUUCUAUGGAGGGACUCUAGUACUGAAAGCUGCUAGAAAUAUCAAAAGUGGAGAAUCUUGCACUCUAACAUACCGGAAUUUCAAUUUUGCUGAAUACCCCAAACUGGUGCGAAGCCACCAGCUAUGGAAGCUCUACCAGUUCACUUGCACCUGUGAGGCUUGUGAGAACAACUGGCCGAUCUUCGAAUGCCUCAAUUCGGGCGACGUGGAAAAAUAUCAAAAAUUGGUGGAGCAGAUCAAAACGGCAUUGAGUCCAGCCAGUCUGGAUGUGGGCGGAAUCCUCAAAAUCCUACUGAAGAAAGUUAAGGAAUUUUCGGCGUCGGAACCCACCAAGGUUGACGUGAAUGUUAAAAGAAUCUUCUGCGAUUUGUUGAAGUUUAAUGGAAAUAAAAUUGUUGAUUUCUAGA